AUGUCUAAAAGGCAUGUCGCUUUUAUAAAACCGGACGAACCUAGUUUCCUUAAAAAGUUGAAAAAAGAAGCUGGAUAUAAAGAAGGACCAACUGUAGAUACUAAACGCGAAGAUUACGGUGAGGUAUCACAGGAGGAUUUUGAGGAUAAAGAGGACGAAUUACCUACCGUAGUUGUAUUAAAACGGGGCGAUUUGACCGCCGAAGAAGCCAAAAUCGAAGAAGAUAGGUUACAGAAAGAAAUAGAAGAAGCUCCGGCCGAUUUGGAUGCCCCCAUAGUAUUCAAAGCACCAAAAAAACAAGAAACCGAAGAUAUUCCAAAGAAAAAAUCGUCCAAAAACGAUUCUAAGAAGAUAAAGAACAAAACGUUACUUUCCUUUAACGACGAAGAAGACGACGAUUAA
Molecule: messenger RNA, 402 nt
Organism: Psylliodes chrysocephalus
Lineage: Eukaryota; Metazoa; Arthropoda; Insecta; Coleoptera; Chrysomelidae
Source: the annotation of a GenBank genome assembly